Neolamprologus brichardi is the source of this 2639-nucleotide messenger RNA. RefSeq names its product protein prenyltransferase alpha subunit repeat containing 1 (gene ptar1). Gene Ontology annotation, cellular component: cytoplasm. NCBI's taxonomy places the organism in Eukaryota, Metazoa, Chordata, Actinopteri, Cichliformes, Cichlidae. Gene Ontology annotation, molecular function: protein prenyltransferase activity. Gene Ontology annotation, biological process: protein prenylation. The record is from RefSeq and is a predicted model, not a curated record.
UUUGCUAACCGCCAAUAAAAACAACGAGGAAGAAGAAGAAGCAGCAGAAGAAGACGGUGCUCUAAAAAUGGCGGAGUCGGAGGAGGAGGUAGACGUCUUGGUCCAGAGAGUUGUCAAAGACAUCGCGAAUGCGUUCAAGAAGAACCCCAGCAUUGAUGAGAUCGGUGUGAUCCCGUGUCCAGAGGCUCGCUACAACCGCAGUCCCAUCGUGCUGGUGGAGAACAAGCUUGGUGUGGAAAGCUGGUGCGUUAAAUUCCUGCUGCCGUACGUCCACAACAAGCUGCUGCUGUACCGCCAACGCAAGCACUGGCUGGACAGAGAAGCUUUAGUGGACAUCACCUGCACGCUGCUGCUGCUGAACCCAGACUUCACCACUGCGUGGAACGUCAGGAAGGAGUUACUGCAGUGCGGAGUCCUUAACCCAGAGAAGGACCUCUACCUGGGCAAGCUGGCUUUGACCAAAUUUCCCAAGAGCCCAGAGACCUGGAUACAUCGACGCUGGGUGCUGCAGCAGGUCCUGAAUCAGAUCUCUACUUUGGACCACAAUAAGAAUCAGCAGCAGGCUGAAGCGGUGCAGGCUGACGCUGAGAGAAACGAGCAGCUCAGCGACCGCCUGGCCAGGACGCUCCGCCAAGAGAUGAAGGUGUGCUCUGACGCCGCCGGCCGCUAUCCCAGCAACUACAACGCCUGGUCGCACCGCAUCUGGGUGCUGCAGCACAUGGCCAGGGGCAAUGUCAAGGUGUUCCACGAUGAGCUGUCCUCUAUGCGCCUCUGGGUGUCCAUGCAUGUCUCUGACCACAGUGGCUUCCACUACCGCCAGUUCCUCCUUAAGGAGCUAAUAGCUGAAAUCUGCAAGAGGCCAGCUCGCACCUCCACCGGCUGUUCACCCCAGCGUGGGUGCAGCACAGUCCCAGAGGGCAGCCGCCCACACAGCCGCUCUCACAGUAACGGAGAGCCUUCAGGACAAGAGGCGGGCGGCGAGGAAGACGGCCACGCUGACUUCACUACAGUCCUCCAACUCUUCCACCAGGAGAUGGACCUUUGCUCAGAUCUGAUCCAGUCCUUCCCUGGACAUGAAACACUCUGGAGUCACAGGCGGCAUGUCUUUUACUUGUGGGACCAGUGGGUGAGGGAGCAUCAGCAUUCCCACAGCAGAGGAUCCGACUGCAAGUUGAACCAUGUGACGGAUCCAGACCCCGGAGUGGCAGAGAUCAGCUCUCAGAGCCGUGCAGGUCAGGGCCACGGCGUGAACGGACAGAAGCACGCUACUGAACCUAUGGAAGUGGAUGGGCUGUUCCUGCCAGACCCUCACAACAGCAAGAGACUGAAGAGAGGCGUCCUGCUGCCUCGCCCCCCCACCCUGCCUACCGAACUCAGCUUUGUAAGCAGUGUUUUGGGCGGCUGCUGCAACACCGAGCAGAGACACUUUGCCCUGGCCUACAGGAAGUGGCUGGAUACAGUCAUCGGGCUGCAGUCCUGAGAGAGAUGCUGACCCCCUUCUUUCUCCACACUGAAGCUGCCUACAGACAGAUUUAGGAUCAGCUUGCCUACAUAGUGCAGACUUAGAUAAGCAGUACUUCAAAGCCAGUGAUGAGUUUAGAAAAGCGUCAUUGAGCCGCUGACUUGGAAUCUGUUUCCUAACAAUUAAUAGGAGAGGACUGGAUGUUCUUCCUCAGAAACAUCUGGAUCUGGAUCCUCUGAGCCAGUAUCCCUUCAGAAUGGAAAUCAGCCCUCACACCACCUGUUGGCUCACUGUUAUCUUCAGGUGUUUCAAUACCUCAGGUACCUCAGAUUUCUAGUUGUUUGUAUGUGUGUGAGGUUUCAUGUGCAUAUCUUCUUUUCCUGCUUCUAUAUAUAUUAAACAAACAAACAAAUCUUUUCUGAUUGGAAUCAGUCACUUACACAGCGUAACCACUUUAUACACGUGUAAGGUUUUGUGUAGGCACCAGUUUGUGGCAUCAUUGGACUCAAGUCCAAAAAUACUUUCCGGCAUAUUGAAGUGUCCUGGGACUGAACUGCACUCUGGCACCUCGCCUGGGCUCCGGCUUUCAGCCUGUAUAAGCAUGAAGUCUGGUGAAAUGGUCUUUAAUAGACACAAACAGAGACGUGUGUGAAGCAAACAGUGACUUGAGCAGGUAUGAAGCUGCAGAACCUUCAGGUUUGCUUUGCCUGCUGCAGGUUAACGACUUGUAGAAACUCUUCUUGUAUCAGAUGAUCACUGCAUCACGUUUCUGUCUUAGCUCUACUUUAUAUUAGACUUCCCUCAGUCGUCGGGCGAUACUGACCUGAGCGUCAGCUGUAACAGCAGGUUAACGCACAGCUCCUGACUCUGUGGAUUUCCAUUCUGAAGGUGGUAACACGUGUUAAACAUGUUACUACUCUCGUUGAUUUUCUACCCUUUAACUUCACUGGUUGUAGUCAGCAGCUCUCUUUGUAGCUGAUGCAAAGUUAGAGUAACAGGAAACCAAAAAGCCAGUUUGAUUUGUGUUCAUAGGUCAUCACAAACUCCUCCAGCCUGAGCAGCAACGAACAUUUCUUGGUCCUGAUGUUUGGACGUUUGUCUGUAGCAGAACAUUCACGGUGCUCCUGCUGCUGCUGUUACAACCGUUUGAUGUGUUACAGCUAGAAACUGUGCAACA